This is a messenger RNA of Neltuma alba, 1398 nucleotides long. RefSeq names its product malonyl-CoA:anthocyanidin 5-O-glucoside-6''-O-malonyltransferase-like. The record is from RefSeq and is a predicted model, not a curated record. The transcript has a single exon. The coding region runs from base 1 to 1398 and encodes 465 amino acids. Lineage: Eukaryota; Viridiplantae; Streptophyta; Magnoliopsida; Fabales; Fabaceae.
AUGGCUGAAGAGGACAUGAAAAUCGCGGAGGUUUGCUCGGUGGAGCCGCCGUCGUCCGCCGCCGCGCCCAUGUCUCUACCGCUCACUUUCUUCGACAUAAGAUGGCUGAGAUUCCCACCUCUCGAGUGCCUUUUCUUCUACCAAUAUCCUCACCCUCCAUCCUCCUUCUUCCACCACCUUCUUCCUAAACUCAAACACUCUUUCUCCCUCACCCUUCAACACUAUCUUCCCCUCGCCGGCAACCUCACCUGGCCUCACCGUUCUCCCUACCCCACCGUCGACUACUUCCCCGGCGAUUCUGUCUCCUUUACUGUUGCCCAGUCCCAAUCCAGCUUCAGCCAUCUCUCCAGUUCUAAUCUCCGUGAAGCAUCAAAACUUCAUCUUUUAACACCCCGUUUAGAUGUUUCCCAAGAACACGCUUCUGUUAUGGCCCUUCAAGUUACCCUCUUCCCAAACUCUGGUUUUUCUCUUGGAAUUUCCAUCCACCACGCAGUGAUGGACGGUAAAUCUGCAAUGUCCGUCAUGAAACUAUGGGCUUACUUUUGCUCUAAGUCUGACCUCGAAGAAGAAGCAGCUUCUUUGGUGGUCCCACAACAAUUACUUCCAUUCUAUGACCGAACCAUGAUCCGAGACCCCAUCGGAAUAUCCGAGAGGUUCGUCAACGAGGUAUUAAACGACGGCGGAGUACAAAACAACAGAAGCCUAAUGUUAUGGAACUGGGAUCACAAAGUUCCAUCGGAAGCAGUAAGAGGGACGUUCGGAUUGACGCGAGCACACAUCGAAAUCCUCAAGAAAUACGCACAAUCCAAACUGAAAAACAAUGGACACGUGUCGACAUUCUCGGUGACAUACGCUUACAUGGGUCGCUGUCUGGUGAAGACAGAGCAGACAAAGUCCGAGAAAGUGAACUUCGGAUUCGCAGUGGAUUGCAGGGGUCGUCUGGAGCCUCCAACUCCGAGCACAUACUUCGGGAAUUGCCUAGUGGGACAGAGCGCAAUCACGGAGACGAAGACAUUACUGGAGAAUGAAUUAGGGCUGGUGAAUGCAGUGGAAGAACUAAGUGAAGCUGUGAAGAGAUUGGAAAUAGGGUUAGUAAGAGGAGCAGAUAGCUGGGGUUCGAGGAAGACGAUGGGAGCAAGGGGGAACAAUACAAAAGUACUAAGCAUUUCUGGUUCAACGAGAUUUGAGGUUUAUAGUGUCGAUUUUGGUUGGGGAAGACCAGUGAAGGUGGAUAUCGUUUCUAUAGAUAAGACGAGAGCUUUUUCAAUUUCUGAGAGCAGAAAUGGUGAUGGAGGAGUGGAGAUCGGACUGGUUUUGAACAGAUACGACAUGGAAGCUUUCGGUAAUGUUUUUGGUAAAGAUCUUGAAGCCCUUACAAGCUCCGAAAGUCAGUGGUGA